Molecule: messenger RNA, 3272 nt
Organism: Xenopus tropicalis (tropical clawed frog)
Lineage: Eukaryota; Metazoa; Chordata; Amphibia; Anura; Pipidae
Gene: dpp10
Product: dipeptidyl-peptidase 10 (inactive)
Biological process (GO): proteolysis
Cellular component (GO): plasma membrane
Molecular function (GO): serine-type peptidase activity
Source: RefSeq, marked provisional
GUCUGUGCGAGUCUGUCGGUGCGUGUGAGUCGCUGCUGAAUCCGGAGACACAGGAGCCGCUCGGCUGGUUCCGCAGGAUGCUGCCCGCUCCGCUCUCCCUGCCCUGGGCCCCUCACUGAUCUGCCCCGGGCCCCUCCGCACCAUGACUGCCAGCAAGGAACAGCCGGCCCCCAGCCGGGGCCCCAACCCCCCGGAGCAGGAGUUGGCCAACAGCAGCCCCCCGCAGCGGAACUGGAAGGGGAUCGCUAUUGCCCUGCUGGUCAUUUUGGUGGUCUGCUCGCUCAUCACAUUGUCCGUCAUCCUUCUGUCUCCCGAUGAAACGGGAAACUCUUCGGGCAAUAUCCUGGCGCUGGAGGAUCUAUUCAGGGAGGAGUUUUCCAUCCACGACCCAGAGGCCCGAUGGCUCCAUGAUCAGGAGCUCGUGUACAGGAACCGCCACGGAUUCGUCUUCAGGCUCAAUGUGGUGACCAAUGAGACGACGACGUUGCUGGACAACUCGACUUUUGUGACAUUUAAAGCCUCGAGAUACUCGGUGUCCCCCGACCUGCGCUUCGUGCUCUUGGCCUACGACGUGAAGCAGGUUUCCCUUUCCUCCUUCACGGCCUCCUACGUCAUCUAUAACAUUCACACAAGGGAAGUCUGGGAACUGAACCCCCCCGAGGUGGAAGAUUCCGUGUUACAAUAUGCAGAGUGGGGUGUCCAGGGGCAACAGCUGAUUUAUAUUUUUGAAAAUAACAUUUACUAUCAGUCUGAUGUGAGGAGCAGCUCCCUCAGGCUCACCUCCUCCGGCAGGGAGGGGCUUGUGUCCAACGGGAUAGCUGAUUGGCUGUAUGAGGAGGAGGUUCUGGGCUCCCACGUGGCGCACUGGUGGUCCCCGGACGGCGAGCGAUUGGCUUUCCUGAUGAUAAAUGACAGUUUGGUGCCCAAUAUGAUUCUGCCUCAGUUCACUGGCAGUUUGUACCCGAGGGGAAGGAAAUAUCCGUACCCCAAGGCCGGACAGACGAACCCUACGGUGAAGCUGUUUGUGGCCAAUCUGUACGGCCCGACCCACACGCUGGAACUGAUGGCGCCGGACAGCCUGCGGGGCAGAGACUAUUAUAUCACAAUGGUGAAAUGGAUCAGUAACACCAGGACUGUUGUGAGGUGGCUAAACCGACUGCAGAACAUCUCGGUUCUGACCGUGUGUGAAACGACCACUGGUGCCUGCAGCAAGAAAUAUGAGGUGGCUUCAGAUGUUUGGCUUUCAAGACAGAACGAGGAGCCAGUGUUCUCUAAGGAUGGCAGCAAGUUCUUCCUGACGGUACCUGUAAAACAGGGAGGCCGCGGGGAAUUCCACCACAUCGCCAUGUUCAGCGUCCAGGCCCGGAGCGACCUGGUCAGCACCCGACACCUGACGUCCGGCAGUUGGGAGGUCAUUCAGAUCCUGGCGUACGAUGAACCCUCUCAGAAGCUAUAUUUUCUGAGCACUGAAGACUCCCCAAGAGGAAGGCACCUGUACAGUGUUUCCAUCUCCGGCUCGUUAAAUCGCCAGUGUCUGACGUGCAACAUCGCCAAAGAGCAGUGCUCCUACCUCAGCGCCACCUUCAGCCCCUCCAACCGCCACUUCCUGCUGCGCUGCAAAGGUCCGGGAGUUCCAACCAGCAGCGUCCACAGCACCGACGACCCGACGGAUUUUUACCCCCUGGAAAGCAAUUCGGUGCUGAGAGAGGCAAUUGCUCAGAAGAAGACUUGCAGGACUGAAAUAAAAAUGAUUCAUAUUGAGGAUUAUGAACUUCCACUCCAGCUCUCAUUUCCUAGAGAUUUCUCUGUGAAGAACCAGUACCCCCUUCUGCUAAUCAUAGACGAGUUCCCGGGUAACCAGCUAGUAACCGACGAGUUCCAUUUGGACUGGGACUCAGUACUUAUUAAUAUGGACAACAUCAUUGUAGCGAGAUUUGAUGGGCGGGGAAGUGGGUUCCAGGGGCUGAAAAUCCUUCAGGAGGUUCACCGAGGACUUGGAUCAGUGGAAGUGAAAGACCAGAUAGCGGCUGUAGAGUGGCUGCUGAAAGAACCAUUUAUUGACCCCAAUCGGCUGAGCAUAUUUGGGAAGGGCUAUGGGGGGUACAUCGCUUCCAUGAUACUGAAAGCCAAUGACCGGCUGUUUAAAUGUGGCGCCUUGUUUGCCCCAAUCACAGACAUGAGGCUUUAUGCAUCGGCCUUCUCUGAGCGCUACCUGGGGCUGCCGUCCCGGGAGGAGAUCACGUACCAGGCUUCCAGCGUCCUGCACGGCGUCCAUGGACUCAAGGAUAAGAACCUCCUACUCAUUCAUGGAACAGCAGAUGCCAAGGUCCAUUUCCAGCACUCAGCGGAACUCAUUAAGCACCUCGUUAAGGCCGGAGUGAACUACACGAUGCAGGUUUAUCCGGACGAAGGCCACAUCAUCUGGUCGGAGAAGAGCCGGGCCCACCUGUACGGCACGCUGCUCCGGUUCUUCAGCGACUGCUCUCGGGCGCAAGUUCUGCUCGUUCCACAAGAGGCCGAAGAGGAUGAAUAAAAGUGACGAUGAUCUCAGGAGACCACUGGUUGGAGGCACCAAACGCAGCUUCUAUCUUCAGCUUCUGAGUGCUGGGCGGCUGCGGAUCAGAACCCUACGGACCAGACUGGGAAGUUCUAGCCCAACGCCCGACACUGAGGAAUUCUCUUUGUACCUUGGGGAGAUGCCCGCGGAUCAUUGGCUGCCGGAGGAGCCCCGUUUUGCAUACAGUAGUGUAGUGCAUGUUUUUGUGCUUAUUUUUAACUCAAGGAACGUUCUUUAUCCACCACUACAACCUCUGUCUGGGGUCCGCUCAGAGACCCCCCAGGAUCAGUUGACCCUCCCUUUGCCCCGCCCACCACAGACCCCAAUAUCUGGAGUGACAAAGACAGAGAAUUUCCCCCCAGUCCUUGGGAACCACUAAAAAAGAUCUGAAACGGUUUCUCAUCUCCAAACGGUGAGCCACGGCCCCGCCUCCUCUGGUUGCUAUGGAUUCCCUUCCCGGCAGCAGUUUUUGCUAUUGGACGUUUGCGGUGUAUAUUUCUAUGUAUACAAACAGUCAGAAGACUCGCUCUCUUGUACAGUUAAAGGGACCUUCUAUUUUUCCAGCCCGAGGGCUCAGUUUGACCGAAAAAGCUCUUUUUGUCGUAUUCGCUGAUAUUUCCGUGUGUUUGGAAUAGAGUAGGGGGGGCUGCGUUCCCACUGUACAUUCGCUCCCGUGUAUAUAAACACAUAAAUAUUAAAUUAUGGUUUCAUACAA